Molecule: messenger RNA, 1311 nt
Organism: Colletotrichum acutatum
Lineage: Eukaryota; Fungi; Ascomycota; Sordariomycetes; Glomerellales; Glomerellaceae
Exons: 2
Coding region: 245-1279 (344 amino acids)
Biological process (GO): SREBP signaling pathway
Cellular component (GO): Dsc E3 ubiquitin ligase complex; endoplasmic reticulum
Source: RefSeq, a predicted model, not a curated record
ACCUUCCAUUCCUCAAGCUGUGGCGUCACUCUUGGUAUCCCUGCAGCUGGCUUCGGUCGGCUUUUAUCCACAUCUGUUCGCAUCACGGUCCCAACGGUCGGGAAUAUCUUCAUUCAUGCUUUUAUCUUCACAGCCAACUCCCCUUCCCCUCGCCGUCGUUUGCCAACCUGCUGGAGUAUGUGAAGCGCCGCACUUGUCGCCACGCUGCAGGAAUCUCCGCCGACACAAAUGAGGCCAACGAGCUAUGGUCGAUGAUGCCGCGCCAGAGACCCUGCCAGGCCGAUCAAUCCCUUUCGGGAACGACCAGGAGGAUGGCAGAGGGGGUCCAGAGCCUUCAAACCGCGCCGAUGAUGCAGAAGCUAGAGGUUCUAGGAGAAGGCGACGGCGGAAACAUCGAAAGACCAAUCCCGGCCUGGCAAAGAAGUUCGACUUCUUGACCCAAUUACUGCGGAAUCUCGACUCCCUAGUAUACGCAGAGCUAUGCACAUUAUACUACAUGGAGUGCUCCAUCUUCCGCUUUGCAGUUCGUGUCUACGGACAACACCACUGGCUUACACCCAAGCCUGACGACUACCCAUUGACUAUGGCGGCGGCCCGGUCACAAGUUAUAUCGGUGUUUGUCCCGAACUUGCUCUGUGUCUUGCUACAUAUUCUUGCAUCCCUACCUGUAGCUGGCGAAGCUGCGCGUGGUUAUCUUCACGGCGGUGUCAUCGUCGACUUCAUCGGGCAGAAACCACCAACCUCGAGGCUUACUUUUCUAGCUCUCGACUGUAUUAUACUGGCUGUGCAGUGUCUCAUGCUGGCUGUCCAUGCCGAGCGAGAGAAGCUACGGCCAAUUGUAAGGCCAUUGUUAUUCCGUUUGCCCCCAGCACUAGAAGAGACGAUCGGUCUUUCUACCCAAGAUCACGACGCCGAAGAGCGGGGGGUGUUGAGAGAUGCACCUGGACUGGACAUGGAAGGUGCAGACAGCGUGGAGCUCCAGCCUCUGAGGCCCAACGGCGAAGCUGAAAAUGACCAGGAGCCUUUAAGAAGGAGGCCCUCAAGACGACGCUCGUCCUCGAAUGCAGCCAGUGGGAUGCACUUAUUCGACGUCUUCAGUUCAGGGAACGGCGAGUUGGGAGAGUUCCACAUAUCUCACACUAUUAGACACGCUACCACUGAUUACUGGGGAGCGGCAGGUCACUCGCUUCAAACCCUCGGUUAUACCGCCACAUUGACGAGACUGUCCGCGAUGAGGAGGAUACCACAGCUAGAGCGCAACCAGAGGAAUGAAAGGUAGUCUAGAUGGUAUCAUGAUAUCCAAUGGCAAUU